Daldinia vernicosa is the source of this 1474-nucleotide messenger RNA. RefSeq lists its product as uncharacterized. NCBI's taxonomy places the organism in Eukaryota, Fungi, Ascomycota, Sordariomycetes, Xylariales, Hypoxylaceae. The coding region runs from base 125 to 1225 and encodes 366 amino acids. The record is from RefSeq and is a predicted model, not a curated record. The transcript has 5 exons.
CGCGGGAAACCCUGGGGCUUCCUCAGCCCUACCAAUGUCCGGCCCGCUGAUAUUCUUCGACGGUCUAUCCUGAGAUAUAUAUUAUCUCACGUCCCAUAGGGCGGCCGGUGUCUGGUUCUUGAAGAUGCCGUCGGUUUUCCGUCGCGCCGCUGCGAAUGCCGCGCCCUCGCCGCCAACUGGGAUCAUCGUCACAGAUUCGGACAAGAACCCUAUCCUACAGAUGAUCACUUGGUUGCUGAUCGCGUUGACCUCACUUAUGCUUUGCUUCCGCUUCUUGACCAAGUUUUUCCUGAAAAAGAAUCAACGGUUUGGAUGGGAAGAGGCGCUCAUCGCUUUGGCAUUUUUCGCUGGUAUUGGAGAAUCCGUGACGCUCCUCGUCCCCGAAGGAAAGAUAUUCGGAAAAGCGCGGAGUCUCAUUACCGACGAUGAAUUCACAGCAGGUCUUAAAGUACAAUACGCCGGGCAAUUGUUGUAUAUCCUCGCCCUCGGACUUGCGAAGCUUUCGGUCUGCAUAGGAUUAUCUGACUUAUCCCCGGAAACGGGACACCGUCGCCUCACAUCUGUCUUCGUUAUUACCGUCAUAAUCUGGUCGUUAGUAGCUUUCAUUGGGACGGCUUUUCAGUGCGGGAGCCAUGGUCCUUGGGAAGGCGGCGAGAUUAGCUGUAUUGACAGGAUAGCAUUCUUGGAAUAUGUGGACAUCACCAACAUUCUAACGGAUGCUUCACUCAUAGCCCUUCCAGCAAUCGUCAUAUAUCCUCUCAAACUUCCGGCUAUGACACGAAUCAUAGCUCUUAGCUUCUUCUCUGUGAGAAUAUUUGCUAUUGCAGCAACGGUUUGUCAGCUCAUCUAUCUUCCCCGCCUCGCCGAAGACGAUUAUACGCUCCGGGGAUUUCCAUACUACCUUAGCAUGCAAUUCGUCCAAUUCGCAAGCAUAUCAGCCGCCUGCGCUGCCUACUUCUGGCCCUUCCUCCGAUCGCUACGAAGCGGAUUCAUAUCAGCCAACAACAGAGCAUUGACUUCCGACUUCGCCCUCGCCAAGCUGCGUGUGACUCCUCCCAGCGGCGCAAAUACAUCUGACCUAGGGUCAGGGGGCUCCUCUCAAAAUAGAGAUCGAAGUAACUACAUCAAAAUCACCACCGACAACACCGUAACUACGGCUGCGAGACCGCAUGAGCAACCACGACAAGAGCAUUUCGGAAGCGAGAGAUAUUUGAGAGAUUGGUGAUAGGAGCAAGGAAGCAACUAUAUGACAUUAAUUCUGAAUUAAUACGGGCAAUUUUAUUGCACGAAUCGCCAUGAUCGGAUCUAGAGGCAGCAUGGGUGGAACCAUAAGGUAUUGUCAUAAUCCGAGGUGUCAGCUGGAUCGAGCGGAAGGAUCCGAAUUAAAGGGUGCACGAUCACCCCGCCCGCGUCCUAUCCGCCUAAGUCGUACCAGUCACAUAUAGGCAUAGGAAUUCUUCGAAAGCAAGGUAUU